Bipolaris zeicola 26-R-13 is the source of this 432-nucleotide messenger RNA. RefSeq lists its product as uncharacterized. The transcript has a single exon. The coding region runs from base 1 to 432 and encodes 143 amino acids. Gene Ontology annotation, biological process: mRNA splicing, via spliceosome. NCBI's taxonomy places the organism in Eukaryota, Fungi, Ascomycota, Dothideomycetes, Pleosporales, Pleosporaceae. Gene Ontology annotation, cellular component: U4/U6 x U5 tri-snRNP complex; spliceosomal complex; U5 snRNP. The record is from RefSeq and is a predicted model, not a curated record.
AUGGGUUCCGUCGUCCUCCCACAUUUGCGCACCGGCUGGCACGUCGACCAAGCGAUUCUCUCAGAAGAAGACCGACUCGUCUUGAUCCGCUUCGGACGCGACUCAGACCCAGACUGCAUGUCGCAAGACGAAGUACUCUACAAGAUUGCCGACCGCGUAAAAAACUUCUGCGCCAUCUACCUGUGCGACCUGGACGAAGUACCUGAUUUCAAAGCCAUGUACGAACUAUACGACCCGUGCACCGUCAUGUUCUUCUUCCGCAACAAGCACAUGAUGUGCGAUUUCGGCACGGGAAACAACAACAAGCUCAACUGGGUGUUGGAAGACAAGCAGGAGUUUAUAGAUAUUAUUGAGACGGUAUACCGGGGUGCGAAGAAGGGUAGGGGUUUGGUGGUUAGUCCCAAGGAUUACAGUACAAGAUACAGGUACUAG